AUGGAGAAAACACCUAAGGCGCCUGUGGCCAGCAGCCCUGCCCCUGCAGGCGCCAGACCGGCAUGGGUGAGGAAAGACCAGCCUCACGCUGAAAAGCAAUUUGUCUUUGAAAAACCAUCAGAGGUGGAGCGCAAAGUCCCUGAGGCAGGUGUGAUAGACAAGUCUGGUGUGUAUGAGCUCAGCAAAGUACCAACUGGCAUUUCUAGGAUUCAUUUGGUUCCUGGCUUUAUUGAUUCAGAACAAGCAGACUGGAUGUUUGAACAACUCCUCCAAGACAUACCCUGGGGUCAGAGAACUCACAUCAGACAGGAAGUAUCUUUUGAGGAACCAAGGCUUACCUCCUGGUACGGGGAACUUCCUUACACGUACUCUAGGAUAACAAUGCAGCCAAACCCAAAUUGGCAUCCUCUGCUGACCAUGCUAAAGGAGCGCAUUGAAGAGUUCACUGGCUAUACCUUCAACUCUCUUCUCUGCAACCUCUACCGAAAUGAGAAGGAUAGCGUGGACUGGCACAGUGACGAUGAACCAUCACUGGGAAAAAAUCCUGUCAUUGCCUCGCUCAGCUUUGGUGCUACCCGGACCUUUGAGAUGAGGAAGAAACCCUCUCCUGAAGAGAAUGGAGACUAUACUUACGUAGAAAGACUAAGAAUCCCACUUGAUCACGGGACUCUGCUGGUGAUGGAAGGAGCUACCCAGGAGGAUUGGCAGCAUCGAGUGCCUAAGGAAUAUCAUUCUAGAGAUGCACGGAUAAACUUGACCUUUAGGAUCAUUUAUCCAGAACCUGAUGGAGUUUGGAAGUGAAGAAGCACUUUGGGCAUUGUUGGAUAUAAACCCACAGCAGAUCCAGAGCCUCAGAUUGCUACAGAUUUAAAGGAGGCCUUACAGGAACAGAGUUCUGUGAAAUAUCUGAUGGGGAAAAGAAUCGAUGUUAUGAAGAUCUUUGACAAUCAGAAGCUGCCUGUGUUAUGUGGACAGUGCUGGUUUUUUUUCAGAAAUGAUGUGCUAUUAGAUGAUACGAAAUCACAGUUUGUUAAAAAAACAAUGAUCAUUCUUAAAAGAACACAAAGCACAUGAAAGAUCUGAGAGGUACCGACUGGAGCAGAAAGAUUCAUAGAGUAAAUACUCUAUGCCUUGUAACACGUUACCAUUGUUAGGCAAGCUAGCGUCCCUCUUCGGUGCAAGAAUAAGUUGGUGUUUAGAAAAUGUCUAUCUUUUCUCAGCCAGCAUUUGCUGUAGUUUAAAAUUCUUAUUUGAUGAGAGCAGUCAAGUUAUUAAUACUCAAUUAUGCCUAUGUUUUAAUGUUAUUGAUGACGUAAAGGGCAGACUGUUGAGCCAUUUCUAUCCCUGUGCUCUGAAAUUGGGCAGAAUAAUUUUCUUUGUAUAUCAAACAACUCUAGAAGCAGCUUCUCUACCUAAAGCACCAUACAGAUUUUGAAAUAGCUUAUUCUUCUAAAGUGAAUGAAUGUUAUUAGAAAACUUACUUUGUUAUCUAAUAAUGUCUUCACUUUCCUCCCAGUUUGUAUAGAAGUACGUUUUUGGAGUAUGUUUAAUGUUAAUUCCUUGCAUUUGAAUCUAAGAUCUGGGCUCUGUGACGUAUCCCCUAAGAAUUAGUGUUGAAGGAGGCAGACACUUACUUUCACGUUUACUUUCUUCGGGUAACUGGAGCUUUGUGCACAUCCCUGUAUGUGUGCCCAGGUUUGGCAGUCCUGACAGAGAGUGGUUUUCCUUAACCAAGAGGCAGUGCUAAUUUCUCCAGGUAUUCUCACAAGGCAACACUUUAGCCUUUAUCAGUUCAUACAAGCUACAUUUAUUUGCACUGUGUUAAGAGCAGUCAUGCUGCAAUAGAGAGCAGGCAAUGGGGGCUAGAGGGAAACUUUUAAAUCCCCAAACCUCAGCCUAUGGAAGUUGCAACUCAUUUGAAUUCAAUGAAGCUGUGACACGCAGCUGAUGGUAGGGCCCUGGAGACUGGUACUCUUGCGGAAGAACAGUUUUUCACUUAUUUUCUUGGUUUCAAUUUAUAGUGUUAGCAAAUUGUGGUUUAGUUUCUUUACUUCCUUUGAUCUGGGAGAAGACCAAGAUUUCCUCCCCAACAGUAAAAUGAUUUAUAAGAGAAAUGCUGCAUUCCACAGAGCGCUUUCGGGGCAAUACCCUUUUGUUUGCUGGUGUCUACUAUGUUUUGCGCUCUCUCAUGUGUCGACUGUGCUGCUGCUUGUAUCCAAAUCUGGUGGACAGUGGAGAAGAAGGCACAUGGCAUCAUUCCUCCCCCUGUCCUGCGUGCCCUGGCUGCAAGGGGAACAGCUGGCGUAGAGGUCAAGUUUCUUUGUCAGCCGGGAACUUGUGGGUCCUUCCUUCCUCCCCCCACCUCCUCCCAAAAAAGUCACCUAGCCAGGUGGCAGUAGAUUGCAACCUCCUGCCUGCCGGGACAGCAGGAAAUGGCUUAGAGCAGAGGAGAUUCCAGCCCACAUCUCCUCAGGAGAGCUUUCUGCAGGGACAUUUUUCCUGUAGGUAGAAAUUUGUUCCUGAAUGCUGCAAGCAGUCUUAACAGUUCUCAAAACUGAUGUGCGCAGAAGUGAGAUUUAGGAAGUCUUGAGCCUGGUGUUCUCGUGGCACCUAAAGAUUUUUCAAUAGAGACCAAGGCAACUUGAAAAUUCUUUAAUGCUAGUAUUCAGCUGUUUCUGCUGUUGGAGUCAAGUGCAGAGGGUAACAUACUUAGAAUGGUAAAUACAUGGUUAGGUUCCAUUCUUUAACUUAAAGAUAGCUGGAGGAACCUGUCCCCUAGUUACAUGGAUUUGAAAACAGUAUUUCUAAAAAUGCUACCCAAAAGAUUUACUUUCCAGUUAUAAGGCUUUUUUCCUUCCCAGGACUGUUUUGACACUACAAUAUUCCCAGCCAACAGCUUUUUGAAAAAAGGUUUAAACUCGGAAUUCAUGAUAUUAAUUUAAAGUAAAAUACAUUGUUUAUCUGAAAACAAAGGUUUA
This is a messenger RNA of Pygoscelis adeliae (Adelie penguin), 2978 nucleotides long. RefSeq names its product alkB, alkylation repair homolog 3 (E. coli) (gene ALKBH3). The transcript is spliced from 9 exons. Gene Ontology annotation, biological process: DNA repair; DNA alkylation repair. The coding region runs from base 1 to 801 and encodes 266 amino acids. The record is from RefSeq and is a predicted model, not a curated record. Gene Ontology annotation, cellular component: nucleus. Gene Ontology annotation, molecular function: dioxygenase activity. NCBI's taxonomy places the organism in Eukaryota, Metazoa, Chordata, Aves, Sphenisciformes, Spheniscidae.